Homalodisca vitripennis (glassy-winged sharpshooter) is the source of this 489-nucleotide messenger RNA. RefSeq lists its product as uncharacterized. NCBI's taxonomy places the organism in Eukaryota, Metazoa, Arthropoda, Insecta, Hemiptera, Cicadellidae. The record is from RefSeq and is a predicted model, not a curated record. Bases 136 to 489 code for a protein of 117 amino acids. The transcript is spliced from 4 exons.
GAUACCUCGAUGGGGGCCUCGGUUCGCAGGUGUCGCGCGCGUCUCCAAGCCGAGGCUUCAGUUUCCAAAGGGAGGGAUCGGCCUUCCCCGAAGUUUUCAGCAUAGACAGUGAGAGCAGGACAUAAACCCACCACCAUGCUGCCUACCAACGUGAUGUCAUUUAUGAAAAAGAUGGUGGCUACGAACGAGGGGGCGGCGGGACCGGGAGCGGACAUGGAGACGGGGACUGUGCUGAGCAAAGUGCGCCAGACCUUGUCAUCCGGUCUUAUGAACGCCCAACAUCAAGUGACGAGGAACCUCGCCCCCACGUCCCGCCAACCCGAGGCCUCCACCCCUCCAGACACGGCUACCCCCGCCAAACCCGAAGACAGCCCUUCUGGCAAACAAGCUAAGCCAGAAGUGACGAACCGAGUGGGUGCUUGUCGUGUUUGUCUCAAGGGCUUCAAGGAUGGAGACUUCUCUAGGAGCUGCGCUGAAUGUCACCACUAG